Messenger RNA from Salvelinus fontinalis (brook trout), 2048 nucleotides. RefSeq names its product putative nuclease HARBI1. The record is from RefSeq and is a predicted model, not a curated record. The transcript is spliced from 4 exons. NCBI's taxonomy places the organism in Eukaryota, Metazoa, Chordata, Actinopteri, Salmoniformes, Salmonidae. Bases 1128 to 1667 code for a protein of 179 amino acids.
UGUAGGCCUGGCAUGUCUUGUCUACUAGCUUCAAUAUGAAUCCGAUUAAAUGUGAUAGGGUGAAGGCCCCAGUGCAGCAGCAACAGCACAUGAUGGAGACGAUGAUGAGGAGGAGACCAUCUCUCUGGAUUCCAGAAGGCAUGAGGUAUCAUGUUAAGACUGUGAAAGUACUAUUUACUCUACAAUGGUGAGGAGUCCUCAUCAAAAUCAAAAAAUCGAAUUUCUUUUACAGGACCCAGAUGCUAUACAGUGGGAAAACCAGCCUGGCAACAUAGUGCGUAUUAAUAAAAGGACACCACAUCCUGCCAAAUUCCAGCUGCGCUAAUUGUAUUGUGUUCACAGAGCUCACAAGCUAUCAGAAAGUUGAAUGGCAACCACCUCCGGCGCCAAAUAGAACUGGCAGACAUAGACAUUCAGUACAAGAAGAAAAAGAUGGAAAAUCUUGCACUGGAGUCCGAAAUAAAAAAGAGGACAAUUAGGAAACUGGACCUUGAAAUAAAAUAACUUGAGAGGGAGCUCCAAGAAGAUGACACAGCUCAAAAUAAAAAUUAGGUAUAUUCUCGUAAAGUCAAGUGAGCCAUGACAUAUGAGUUCUUAUUGUGAGCACACAGGACGGUGGCAUCUUUCUAAGGUUUUUUUAUUUUCCCGGCAAUCAGUACAACCAAGUCAUCGUUAUAAGGCAUCGCCCUCUUUUGCCCACCCCCCCAGCACCAGGUGUGGCCACUAGCCUAUAUGAAGGCCCAAAAUUGUGUGUUCCUUUCUGCCCUGACAAUGGCAUGCCCAUUCGUGCGAGAAGUGGUGGAUGAAGAAGCACUUGUGCUGAGGAGAGCCUUCAGGCGAGAAAGGGUCUUCAGGGACCGGUUGGACCCACUGGCCUUCCCUGAUGACCAUCUAUAUGAAAGAUACAGGUUUUCUGCAGAUGGCAUCAGGUAUCUAUGCAGACUACUGGGUCCCAGGAUUAAGCACCGCACUGCACGGAGCCAUGCACUGAGUGUGGAGCAAAUGGUUUGUGUGGCCUUGCGCUUUUUUGCUAGUGGAGCCUUCCUGUACUCAGUGGGGGAUGCUGAACAAGGCCACAAUUUGCCGCACAAUAAGGAGCGUGUGUCUGGCUAUCAAAGCAUUAGCAGAUGUCUUCAUCUCCUUCCCUGGCCACAGAAGACUCUGUGACAUCAAAGAGGAGUUCUAUAGGAUUGCAGAUGGUCUGCAAUGCUGACUGUGUGAUCAGCAAUGUUGUGGCAAAAUGGCCUGGCUCAGUCCAUGACUCCAGAAUCUUUCGGGCCUCUGAAAUCUAUCAGUGCCUAUCACAAGGUGUGUUGCUGGGAGACAGGGGGUAUGGCUGCCAGCCUUUUCUCCUGACACCUUUCACAGACCCCCAGGAAGCACAGCAGGCCUACAACCAUGCCCAUGCCAGGACCAGGGCCAGAGUUGAAAUGACCUUUGGCCUCCUGAAGGCACGCUUUCACUGCCUUCACAAAUUAAGGGUCAGCCCUGUUAGGGCAUGUGAUAUUACUGUGGCUUGUGCUGUCCUCCACAAUGUGGCCUGCCUGAGGAAGGAGAGGGCCCCCAGAGUGCCACCAGCCAUGGACUGGGACAAUCCGGCAAUCUUCCCUGAUGACGACAGUGGUCGGCUGCUGAGGGACCAAUAUGUGUUGAAUUAUUUUAGUUAGUAUGUGUGCUUUCAAUUUUGGUUAAAUAUGUCCUGCGGUGGCAGAGGAAUUUGGUUUUUUUUGGGUUCGUUUUUUUACGAAUUUGGCCUCUUAUGAUGUUUGUGCGGUAUACUGUGUGUAAUACAAGGCUGCAGGGAGGCUACUGCAUCCAUUCAUUUGUCUGUUCAGUUGAUGUGUAUGGAUUUGUCCUGCAUUUAUUUUAGUGUGCAGACAUGCAUGGUGUGUUAUAUACAGACCUUUGAAUGUGUAUGUAUCAUUUUGUAUAAUAUGCUUGGAUUCUGUGCUUUCCAUCUUGUAGAGUCACUGUGACUUCAGUUUCGAAAGGAGCUGAUGGUUUACCUGCUUUGUUUUGUCCUUAUUCAAUAAAGGAACAUAAUGUUA